Molecule: messenger RNA, 1011 nt
Organism: Leucoraja erinaceus (little skate)
Lineage: Eukaryota; Metazoa; Chordata; Chondrichthyes; Rajiformes; Rajidae
Product: protein lin-28 homolog B-like
Exons: 4
Coding region: 206-970 (254 amino acids)
Molecular function (GO): zinc ion binding; nucleic acid binding
Source: RefSeq, a predicted model, not a curated record
GGAAGGGGGAGGGGAAGAGGGGGGUGGAAACUGACGAGGCAGGCAGGCAGGCAGGCAGGCGGACCACGCUAGACCAUGCGAGCUCUGGCGACUGCUACAUUUCUAAUCCCCGAAUCGCACGACGCUAGAUUGAUGCUGCCUAUUAGCCCUUCCGUGGAAAAAGUUCUCACCGGCCGGGCUUGGACUCAGGGUCCUUUGUGACAAUAUGGCCGCAGGAGGGACGGGUAAAGGAGAUGGCGACGGAAAAGGACGCUUGAGUGAAAAGGACGAGUGUCAGAUUCAGCAUGGAAGCGGCCACUGCAAGUGGUUCAACGUUAGAAUGGGAUUCGGAUUUAUCUCCAUGGUAUCCCGCGAUGGAAACCCCUUGGACACACCAGUCGAUGUUUUUGUACACCAAAGCAAACUUUACAUGGAGGGAUUCAGGAGUUUGAAAGAAGGAGAGCCUGUGGAAUUCACCUUCAAAAAAUCGUGCAAGGGGCUGGAAUCAAUACGGGUCACGGGCCCCGGAGGAUCACCGUGCUCGGGCAGCGAGAGGCGGCCGAAAGGGAAGACAGUGCAAAAGCGAAAGCCAAAGGGAGACCGGUGUUACAACUGCGGAGGCCUCGACCACCACGCGAAGGAAUGUAGUCUACCUCCUCAGCCAAAGAAGUGCCAUUACUGCCAGAGCAUCACGCACAUGGUGGCCAACUGUCCCCUCAAAACUCUCCCCCCCCAGCCCCUCGCCCCUCCUCAGGGAAAGCACGAAGCCGAUCCUCAGCCUUCCACCUCCACCCCCUCCUCUCACCACGCCGCCCUGCCCAGGGGGGAAUCAGCGGGGACACAAGGCCCCCCGGCCCCGUCUCGCCCGCAGGAGGAGAAGGCCGAGUCGGAAAACUCCACCAAGUCAUCCCACGAGGCCACAGCUUGUCCCGAAGAACCCACCAGGAAAGGGUCCGCUGUUCAGAAACGGAAAAAAACAGAGAGCAAGUGACCUCCGUUGAAUUUUUUUUUGUUAAACACACACACACACAC